AUGUUGAAAGCCAAUUUUGCAUUCUGUUGGUAUAUAAAGGAUGACAUUCUAUUACGGACAGCUGAUUUUGCACAAAAGAAACAGUUAGGUGUUGAUAAUGACUGUGAAGAUAUUUUAUCUGAAAUGCGGCGGGAGGAAAACCCGGACCUGAGGAGAAAGAAUUCUGUCCAAACCGAUCUCAACUCCCAAUCGUGUCAAUCCGCAGUUGCCUUGGAACGAGGCUAA
Opisthorchis viverrini is the source of this 225-nucleotide messenger RNA. RefSeq lists its product as hypothetical. The record is from RefSeq and is a predicted model, not a curated record. The coding region runs from base 1 to 225 and encodes 74 amino acids. Lineage: Eukaryota; Metazoa; Platyhelminthes; Trematoda; Opisthorchiida; Opisthorchiidae. The transcript has a single exon.